Molecule: messenger RNA, 884 nt
Organism: Frankliniella occidentalis (western flower thrips)
Lineage: Eukaryota; Metazoa; Arthropoda; Insecta; Thysanoptera; Thripidae
Exons: 4
Coding region: 229-684 (151 amino acids)
Source: RefSeq, a predicted model, not a curated record
UCAUCAUCAAAGCCUGUUAUGCCUCUGUCAGUAGAGGAGCUAGUGAUUGGUGACAGUUGAACCAGCAGUGGUGUGUAAAAGUGUGAAAUGCAGUAAAGCUACAGCAAGUUUUCAGAAUAGCUAAAUUCAUCAAAAGAUAUACCAAGCAACAAGGAUUCAAUUGGAUUUUCAUAAACUAAUGGAAAGUAUCAUAUUUCUCUUGAAAAUUACUACUACACUGAGAAGAAAAUGACAACAAGGAGAUAUUUUCAUCAAUUGUUUUCAAGAAAUUCUGAUAGAACUCAGACACCAUCUGAACCAGCUCAAAGUUCACCGGCAGAUUUUGAAGAACUUAGUGGUUCUAUUGGCACUAGCAUUAGCCCUAACAUUGGUACUAACAAACUGCACAGGUCUAAAUCUGGUCGCUUAAAAGAGUUUUGCAAGGUGAGACCAGCUCUAGCACAGGUUGCGUUUGUUGCACCUGAAGAUAAGGCACAAAGUGCACCUGUGAUAUCAAUGAAUAAGCCAGGUAUUGGAUUGACAAGCAGAGAUCUCACAAGAAACGAAAGUGUGCGUCUAAGGCAAUCACUUCACUUUGUGGCUAAUAGUUCAACCUCACCCGCAACAAAAGAUACGGCAGUAUCUGUAAAACAUUCUGAAGUUGAAGAUCCUGACUCAAAUGAAAAUUGGGACGAAGUAUUCUGAGACAUGACGUAGCGAGAAACCAUGACCAUUUAGUGAUUUGGUUAUUUAAAAUGACCAAAUAAAUCAAUAUAUUAGCAUAAUACGCAUAAUCUAAGAUAAAUAACCUAUUUAAAAAUAUGUUUUAAUUUUUGUGUUUAUUGUGUUUAACUUGUGUUUGUCUUAUGAAAAGUGAAUAAAGAGUACAAAUGAUAACACCAAAA